UUUGCUGAACAAAUUACAACCAAAAACAGGAAAGAACAUUUGGCACAGUCUAUUUUGCCUACACUCACAUAGACCAGUAUCAUAUCUUUUUCCCUUAAUUUUGAACUGAUUGAUUUCCAAGUCAGAUGUUUAUUGUUUUUCAUACAGUCACUUUUUGUUUGGGUCAUACAAUUUACCUUUUGAAUGCUGGCAUAGUAUUUGUUUUUUCAGUCUUGCAGUGCUCAAAAGUUACUGAAAAAUAUCAACAGUAACUGUUGGUAAAAUUUCAUAAACAAAACUCUUGAAUGUUCAGACUUUCUUAUUUGAAGUUCUUCACUUUUAAUUAGUGUGCAGAGCUUGUCUUCAAUAGCCAUUAAUCAACAUCUCACAAAUAUUUAUUGGGAUGAGAAUGGCUAUGCUGCUAUUACUGUCAGACAGUAACUACUGAAUGGUUUAAUUGUCCCAACAACCUGGCCAGCUUUCUGUGUUAUAACAUUAAAUACCUAAUACAUUUCCUCAAUAACCCAAACAGAUUCUAUUAGUGUGGCUUCCUAACACAUUUCAAAAAUUCUCCACCUCUUUUAGCUGUAGAUUUCCCCUGUUAUCAUUUUGUACUGAAAUAAAAUUAGCUGCUUUCUGUAACCCAAGACAAUUUCACUGAUAACAGACUCUCAGUGAAACUGAUGCUGUUCAGAUGCAUAAGAUGAAGCCUUGGUAAAGCAUUGGUUUUUCAGAGGUGUGCUCCAGCACCGAAUCCUCAGCUCUAAGGCAUGUUCAAGCUCCACCAGGUGCUGCUUCCUGAUCAGCAAUCAGGAAAAAGAUGGAGGCUGAAGAGGAGGAAGGUUUUUUCCACAAAGAAGCACAUCAGUCAGAAUGAGGGAUAGCUCCCUAGUUCUAUUAUCCUCAGCUCUGCUUCCCUUGUAGCUGACAUUCCAGAACUGCAUUUUUACCAUCUCUAGGACAGUGUCUGAGAAGAAACUGGAUAGUUGUAGGGCGACAGUGCCACCCAAAUGGUCAGUUUCAGCAACCAAGUGACACACUAGCAGCCUGGAAAGCAAUGGUUACUUCAGGACAGCUAGCUACCAACAUCAGCAAGCACAUUUCAGUUGUACAGAGCACAGACAGAGGCAGCUCACCUGUGGCAUGGGAUAGCAUUCAGCACCAAGUUGUUCAGUCCAAGUGGAAAGCAGAAAGGACUGAGACACAGAGUGCAGUUCCCUUCACUCCCAAUACACCACACAGACUGUGAGAGCAGAAAACUGGGCAAAAUCUCUAGAUUUGCAUACAAGUAGCCUACCUUUACCAGAAUGGACUUCAGGACAAUCUUCUAGAGGAAGGGAAAAGGGAAUCUAGUUCUUCUGGCGUACACUAAGCUAUGUGAAGCAACUGAAAUAUCUUCCACUUCACUAAAUCUACAGGUAUUGCAACAGUACAUGCAUCAUCGAGUGUAUGCAAAGAAUGAGGGCUAUUUGGAAAAGAAAUCUUACAGUAGAUCGCAGGAAGUGGAAAGUUGUCACAAAGAUGUGCCAGCCUCAAAUUCUGUAUUACAGACAACUGUCAGCUGCAGUGACGUAAAGCUGCAUGGGUCUGUCACAAGUAAAAUUUUAAUUAACUCUAAAUGUUUCAAGCCUCAAAGGUUUAAAUGCAUAUAUUCAUGAUCUUCACAGUCUAUUUGCCACAUCAAAUAGAUUUUGAAAAUUUUAUCAUAUGAACCACUAAAAUGAUUUAGCGUGAUCUUUCAAAGAAUAUGUACUUGUUCAGGAAAGUGGAAAAUUUUAACUCUAAGUAUCAAAAUAUUCAGAAGAUUACAAACAUGGAAAAUCAAAAGAGCAAAUACUGUUCUGUAACUGCUGCCUCUUAAAAUGUACAGAGUUCAGCUUGCUGUGAAAAAACUCCUAUCCUUUACAAACCUCAGCUUCUUGGAAAUCCCUGCUUAAUUCUGCCAGGACAUUACUUGUUCAGCUUCAAAGUGUUUCAACAACACCAUGCAAGACAAAAGCACUGCAGAAAUCGUUCUCUUAGGAGCCACUAAAUCUAUAUUUAACACUAAAGUUAUAUACGAUGUAAGCACAUUGGCUGAAUUUUUCAUCACUGGAUAAUAAAUUAAAUUUGAACAGAAAUCUCUUGCAGUGACCAAAAAAAAAAUAAAAAUUAAACUGUUCCUGCCUUUCAUUUUCUUGAUUAUUCACUCAAUAAUUGUGAAUGGAGUUGAUUUUGGGAAAAGAAGUUGAAAUGUUUAAAGAUCAGAAAGUGGUUGAAAUCUCUGACUGAAGUAAUGCUAAACAUUUCAAUGGUCUCAAAGAGUUAACAUUAAAACCAUGAUUAAUUCCUGAUAAAAAAAAAUCUAAUGAAUAAUAUCUCUUUAAUAUACCACACUCAGCAGCAGAAAAAAAAAAAGAGUAUCAGUGGUAGGGAUACCCUGGCAAGGCUGAAAAGCAAAUUUUAAAAGUGCAUUUAUUUCUACUAGGUUUAAUUACCAUUUAAUAAAAUAUAGUGACGAUUCCACAGUAUCAAUAAACAGCCUUAGAGACAGCGAGAACAGUAUUAGUAAUAUCUUUAGAAACAGAGCAGGCAAAUUCACAGAAGGAUCAUCUGACUUUCUGUUGUUUAUUGGGCAAAGCAGGAGGCAUCUACCUGUACAAGUGAAAAACUCAGCUGGACAAAGAUGGGCUCUGCUCCCCCUGCCCAGCCUAACAUAGUGCUCACUGCUCACGCUGCCCUGGAUGCACACACAGUGCCUCCCACCCUCCCGUUCCCCCUGGCCCCAGGAAAUGUACAGGCAGAUGUGUGCGGAGCCUUCCCCUCCCUGCUUAAAGGGGAAACCUUUUCUAAAAGGAGCCCAAAAGCCAACCUCAGUGCAGCUUCACAGAGAGAAGACAGCCAUUUGAUUGUAGCAUGCUCUGCCGCCGCCGCUGCUCCCCCAGUACACAAGUGUUGCUAAGCUGUAAUGUUAUGUGAUGUUCAGCACGCUGUCUGUGAGCACACUAACCCUUUGUUCCACGGCUGUUGUAGCAGCCGUUGUUGCUGCUGAAAAAGAAGGAAUUCAUGCUACUUAGUGACUUAAGAAACACCAUGCACAUGAACAGCAAACCGCUCUCCUUUCCAAAACAGUUUUUAUCUAUGGCACAGAUAAAGCCAAACCUCAUUAGGCUGCAGUGCUUGCAUUGGUGCGAAUGCUUCCAUCAGCUGAAAAUGGAAGCUUUCAUCACAAACUUAAACUCACCAGACUGACAAGUCUUCAGCAUCACUUCCAAAGUAACAGUAUGAAACCAUCUCAGUGCCACACACACGUCUUAUAUGUGAGGAAUAACCACAACUGAUACCUCUCUGUGUGCCACUAGGGAUGCCUUCACUUUCAGUGCUGCCCUGCUGUACGAUCAGGUACCACAGAUAAUACAAGGAAAACGUGAAAAAAAAAGCUCCGUGCAAACUGAGAUCCUUGCACCGUAAAUGUUUAACUCCAGAAGCAUUACACACAAUUUGGCCAGCUGAUACUACAAACACAUUGCAAAGCAUUAAAAACAAGGUGCCCUUUAGAACAGCAUUACUCAUUUCUGUGCAGAACUCUCAAAACUCUGUAAACUUCCUAGGUGUAAGGACAGAGAGAGAAGUGGUUUUUAUCCCCUCCUUCCCUCACACAGUUAAAUGCAAAUUCCCUCUACAGUCAUAUUCCUGCCAUCUCCCUGCAUACACAGCUGAUACGCCACCUACUGCAAAACCCAGCUGACAGCCGGAGCAAUGCUAGCAGCAUUUCCAUUCCAACAUCGUGCCUGAGCUGAAGAAAGGUGCUCUUAAAUAAAAAUUUCUCUCUUUUCAAGCUGACAAGAACAAAGCAAGAUCGCUGUGCUUCGCUUCGAGAAUGGAGAGAAAAUCAAACAGAAGAGCAAAGGAAUCUGAAGAAAGCCACAGCAACUUCGAGGGCUCUGAGCAAGACAAGGACUAUAAAACGUCUCUGAUUACUCUGAAUGUUGGUGGCUAUCUGUACAUCACACAAAAACAAACACUAACCAAGUACCCAGAUUCUUUCCUCGAAGGUAUCAUCAACGGAAAAAUAAUGUGCCCGUUUGAUGCAGACGGACAUUACUUCAUAGACAGAGAUGGACUCCUGUUCAGACACAUUCUGAACUUCCUACGAAAUGGAGAACUUCUGCUACCGGAAGGGUUUCGAGAAAAUCAACUUCUGGCACACGAAGCAGAUUUCUUUCAGCUGAAGGUCUUAUCGGAUGCAGUGAAAUCGAGGUGGGAGAAGGAGCAGCUCGCAUCUCGAGAGACCACUUUCCUGGAAAUAACUGACAGCCACGACCGCUCGCAGGGGCUCCGGAUCUUUUGUAACGCUCCUGAUUUCAUAGCAAAAAUAAAAUCCCGAAUCGUACUGGUGUCUAAAAGCAGGCUGGAUGGAUUUCCAGAGGAGUUUUCAGUCUCUUCGAAUAUCAUUCAAUUCAAAUACUUCAUAAAGUCUGAAAAUGGUACACGACUUGUGCUGAAGGAGGACAACACCUUCGUCUGCACCCUGGAAACUCUUAAGUUUGAGGCAAUUAUGAUGGCUUUAAAAUGCGGAUUCAGACUGCUGACCAGCCUGGAUUGUUCCAAAGGAUCUAUUGUUCACAGCGAUGCACUUCAUUUUAUCAAGUAAUUACAAAGGCAGAGGAAACAAGCAUGCAGUCGGCAGACCUCCUUUAACGGCAGCGUCCUGGCAUCACAGAUCUCCUAUCUAACCAGCCCUGUACCACACAGCUCGGCUGCUAAUCAGUUAAUGUGAGCUAAUGGUAUGUAAAUCUCGUAAUGACAUCCAUCUCCGGCUUAUUCGAGCUGAAUGAAAUUUUUAUUAAAUUCAGGCAUCAAAUUUAUCUGCUAACCACUGUAAACAGAGACCGAAUGCUUUCUGGUAUUUGUACUAUGUUUUUUUCAUGCUGUCUUUCAACCGGGAAGUCUCGCUGAAUUUCUGUGUACUUGUAUGACUAACACGCACACACCUAACUGCUCUGCUGAGCAGCACGGAGACUAUUCUCAUACAACAGGCAGGCUCACAGUAUGUUCUGCUCCUCGUGAAUUCAGAAUGGGUUUUAACUGGAAUAAAUGUUUUUAAAUGUUCCUUAGUGUUGAUGCUAAUUUGUUGUUAUGCUGAAUUUGCAAAAAAAAAAAAAACAAAAAAACCCAACAACGUGGUAUUGAGAGAGGGUUUUAAAAUUAAUCUGCUUCAUUCUAAAGUUAAACAACUGUCUUCAAAAGAAAUGUACAGCUGUGCUACUACAUUAAUAGCAACUGCUAAGGACAAAUCAGCCAACCAGUAAUGCUGGGGGGUCAGUUCUAUUAUGGGAAAUGAGUUGACUCUGCAGAGAAUGUUACAUUUUUCUGCAUAUAUCUAUUUAUCAGAUGGCUAAUAAAAAUGUUUGGCAUAAAAUUUCAUGUAACAGGUUUCCAACAAUUUCGUGUAACGGGUUUCCAACCUCCUACAAUGCUGAAGUCACUAUUUUCCACUAAUCACUGGUGAUCAUAAAGACAGGCAAUUAGCAGAGCCCCUGCUCUGCACAACAGCUUAUCGAAAGCAGGUAGUAGUAUUAGUUUUGAAUAGAUCACCUGUAGCAUCAAUAUAAGUGAUGGAAUAAAUACCUUCUUUCUCCUCAUCUGCAGUUUAUUAAAUCUUCCCAUUUGUAUUUUAAACAAAGUUUAUAAAGCAGUCACUCCACAAAAGCCAAAUGAAAAAUCAUCACACAACGCAAAUGGAAGCUGCACAAACUCUGAGCUUAAGUUUUGACCGUCAGUGAACUCCACCAUCACCAACAGCUCAAAUGAACCCAAAACUCAAGUGAAAUGCUAUUAAAGAAAGCAAACCCAGCCAAGUGGUUUCUUAGCUUUCCCAGACUAUCUCUUUUGUACAGAAAAAAGAAAGCAAACAUUAAGAAUGCACAAAGAAAAUGCAGUGUAAUCCAUGCUAAAGUGACAACUGAGGAGAACAGACAAUAUCUGAUAGGAUGAGAACAGCCUUUUUUUGGAUUUUAGAGGGAAUAAAUCCAUCUUCAGUAACAGUGACCAGGAAUACAAUGGCAUACAACAACUCCCUCCUUACCCUCCAAUGUCAAACUCUGUUCAUUAUAACAUACAACGGCUGCUGGUAUCAGAGUCCCCACAGACGAACUCACAGAGGGAGACCAGACAGAAGUGACUGAACAAUAACCUACUAUGAUUUUAUCUAGUGGGAAAAUCCAGGGUCUCCAGAAUACCUCUUUAGAACAAACCCUUGGGCUAGAAACUACAAACUUUUCUGUCCUCCCUAUAUUAAAAACACAAUGAUUAAAAAAGAUGUAGCUUUAAAUGGAACUUUCCCAAACUGUCUAAAAUUUGCAUCACUGUAAAUUUCAGGCAUGCAAGUUUGUGUGUCUCAGAACUGACCCAUGUUUGUCCAAAUGCAUUAACCAUCCACAAAAGAUAUACAGUAAAAUGUAAUUUCUUACAUAUGAACCACUUUUACACUUUUAGGCCAUUUCAGCUAGAACACUAUCACUGUGUAUGUGUCUGAAUCCCUCCUUCACCACCACAAUUGUCAGAAAUCCUCACUAAUCUCUAAUCUUAUACUUUAUCUCCAGAACUUCUGUGGAAAGUAAAUGCAAUAGCUCACCUGAAACACAUUCAUUCCUGCUGAUCUGCUAGGACAAGUACUAGAAAUACCCUCACACAGAAUAACUGUAUGAAACGUCAUUUGUAGACACACUUCUUCACAUGAGCAAAAAAAUAAAAGCGCUGAGACAAUCUAACCAAGCUGCUUCAAUAAUUUACAGGUUUUAAAGGCUGCUCUCAGUGCUGUCAAAUACACAGCCUGUAUAAGCACAAAGCCUGGAGAAUUUGUUCCUCAGAUGUCGCAUCACCCAUUUUCACUUAAAUGCUUUUGGUUGUAACCUUCAGCUAGAAUUAAUCUUUGGUUGGGAUUUAAAAUGCUGGUCCAGUUGAGAAGAAGAAAAGAAAGAAAUUAAUUUUGAUUCCAAACAAUUCAUAAAAAUCUGCUGUUGUUGCUUGCCUUUCAUUUGAGCUCUUUGGAAUUGUUAGCACCAUCAUAUCAGAAAGAAGCAUCAGUUGUCCACCUCAGUAGAACUUCACUCAUGAAAAACAAGCAGAGUUGGAUGGCUCUGCAUUUACUAUGGAAAGUACUUUUGUCAUGUAAGCUAUUUACAAGUUGGUAAUCAUAGGUAACAUUCAAACCACUUGAAAUACCUUCUAAGAAUAUUUUGCAGCUAUUCUUAAGAGUCUUACUGGAAAGCUUUUAUUUGCCAGGCAUCUGGUUCAGAGUCCCUACAUCCUUCUAAUGUAUGAAAACAAAAAAAGCUCUUAAACUAUUUUUUGUUAUUAUUUUUGAAGUGAAAAAUUACAUAACUAUGCGUACCUCUGAUCAAAUGUACCCACUCAGCUGUUGGAAUCACAGAGCAGAAACAGAAGGAAGAUGAGGAUAACAAAAUAAUUGUCUUUCAGGUUCACAUUGAACAAAUCCACAAAUACACUGAAGUAUACAGUUACCAUUGCACUGUUUCCUUUUUACUCCAUAAGUAAAUUUAAUAAAAUGAAAAUACAUUUUGCAUAUGUUCACUCAGGUGGGUGCCUGCGUUCCUAUGGCUGUACCAGAAAAGACAGUGAGUUUUUCUGUCUUGCCUUUACAAUUGGAAAUUGUAUACUUAAGGAUACUACAACAAAAAUAAAUCACAAAAUCAAGUGCUCAGGUCAGAAAUACUAACAGCUAUUUUAACAGUAUUGCUUUGAAUAUAAUUUACAUGCAAGUACUUCUGUACUUCUUUCACUAAGAGUUACUUAUCAGUAUUAAAACCUACAAGAAUCAUGAAAGAAAUGUGUGGAUUACCCUCAAUUGCAAUUCAAAGGUAAGAGUAAAAAGUAACUUCCUCUUCCCCUAGGGGGCACUUUGCCUGCUCUUGUUCUAUGUCAACUCCACCUGCCUUUGCCUAUUUUUUGGGCAAGAGAAAGGGCCAUCCAGCAGACAAUUCAGUAGCAAAGGAGGGAGCUGAAGGCAGGACUGAUCAACACGCACUGCAGAAAGAAUAUUCUGGCCCCUGUAAACUCCCUGAAUGACUGCUCAUUAAGUACAUUUAUAUAUUGACCAAAACACCCAUUGAACUGCUUCCUCCCACACUUGCAUGUGCCUAUUUUCCAUCAGCUACGGAGAAAGCAAUGGCAGUUUUAUCACACUUGGCAGUAUGCUGUUAUAGUUAUCACCAAUUCAGUUUAUUUCUAUACAGGGCAAAACCUAAGAGUGGCUGCAUUACGUCAGACUAAGGUCUGUCUUUCCCAGUAUCCCGUGGUGACUGUGAACUCUAUUUCCAUCCUUCAGUCCUUCGUAUCUUUUGGCAGGAUCGCCAUUACUGAUCCUCUGACUUGCAUAUCCUUCCCUACCUUGUUUUCCCUCCAGUAUCACACAGCUAAUUUUUAUUUUUCCUUUAUGCCACUCAUCUCCUUCAUUAGAGGGGCUGUGGGGCUUUUUUAAGGAUGAGCAUCAGCCUCACUGUAAGAGGAGAAAUCAGUAAAGACAGUAGUCAAAAGCAGAUGCCCAGGAAAGAAUGUAGGAAGCAGACAAACAUGUAUGAUGCUCCCCUGAAGUAUUCCCUCAGACUCCAAUCACUUACUACCAAUGAUCUCUAGAGCCAAAGGUGGCUUUGAGAGGUGGCCUCGAUGCUAGGAAAUAGGGCUCUGCAUCAAGGUCAAAUUAUAGUUCUCAUCUCAGUCAUUACUGCCUACCCACUGAUCAGUGUUCAGCAUCCUAAUUGCACUACUGACAUUUUCACAUACUUACAUCAUAUUUUUAACUGUAUCUUUGCAUUCAUACUUACUAUGACUGUGUAAGUGACAAUUGGCUACUUCUUUUCUAAGGUAGUUAAUACUUAUUUAGACCCUGAAGGGAAAAACAUUACAUCAUUUGCAGCAAUCAGUGACACUGUUGUUUUCACUUCCUUCUUACAAGCAUUGCAAGGCUUCCAUUCUAUGAGAUGGGAAGGUCUGAAGAAACAUAAGCUCUCUACCUCUCUCCCCAUUAGCAUACAGGCAGAAUAAGGGCAUGCAAUGAAUAUUAUAAUUUAACAAUGGAAGUGUCUCAUUAAUUACUUUAUUUGGGUAGAAAGGUCGCGUUGCCCUAAUUCUGUCAACUAAUGAAUCAGGAUGAGUGAUGGGGGCACGAGUCAACUUGGGUUUAUGACAAAAUAAAUAUUAUUUUCUUAGACUAGAAUUAAUUCAUCUUUGCUAGAUAGCUAUUAUCCAACCUCAAUCUUGUCUCCUGUCUUAAUAUGUGGCAGAAAUUCUUAGACUGACAGGAAAAUGACUACUAGUUAACAAAAUACAAGCAUUUUCACAUGAAGAGACAGGUUUGCAUAUUUUAUUCAGUUGAAACAAAGCCAUCAUUAAAGUACAACAAAUUUCAGAUCAGAAAAUAUGAUGGUUUCCAAUUAAUUUUGAAAUUGAUGUUCCGAAAGCGCUAUGCAAGAGUAUAUCACACAGAGCACUUUCUCAAAACACUGCCUUCAUAAAUCAUCAUUCAAAGUAAAAUGCCAGAAAAUAAGAAACCCUGCAAGAACUCAAGACCGUAGGAGGGAGAUGUACGAUGGCACCAGAGCAAGCAUUCUGAAAGAAAUUGCAUAAUAUUCUGCAGAACCAGACAGUUGAUUUCUCUUCCUAAAAAUGUGUGUAGUAGGAGUGCCACAGCUAAAGCAACAGUCUACAAAAAAACUGUUUCUAUCUGCACUGGUAACAACUUAACAUCAUUGCCAUUACCAUAUAGCACCACAUUUGUUCAUUUUAAGCUUCUGAAAAGAAUACUGCCCUGCUGCUUCAGAAAGAAAAAUGUUCAAGAAAAUGUUCAAGAAUUAUACCUGUAAACAUCAGCUACUUAUUUAAAACAUUAUUACAUGAUGGCAUGCAAGCUCAACACAGUUACUGUUUGAAAAGCAAGUAAUUAGAAGAUGAUUUUAAAAAUCAAGUCGUUCUAAAGGACUGUAAAGUUCUGAUAAUGCUAAAAAUAAGUACAGUAUUGCCUUGGUGACUGGUGUUAAAUAAUUUGGGGAAACAUUACAUAGGUUAGUGGAAAUGAGACCAACUACACCAAGGAGAAGAGAAGUCAGAUUUUAAAACCCGAGGCUGCUUCUUAGAGAAAACUCAAGCUCCAGGAAAACAGGGAUCCAAGAGGCUUGCUAGAACUUGUAGUGCCAGACUGUCCAAGCAGAGAGGAGGGGGUGGUGCAGUGAGCCAGCUCACAAUCCCUGAGCACCAAGGAUGAGCAGGGCAAAAGGACUCUGAGAGUGACUGUAAGCCUGGGGCCUUGGGUUGAUGAUGAGGCACAGCUGCACAGAGUGUAACAGUGAGACUGGACAACACAAGUUUAUGGUCUAAUCAUCUCCAAACUACUGCUACCACAACCAACUUUUGGUUUUUGAUAAGUCAUGUUUCAGAAAGACUUUUUUUUUUUUUUUUUUUCUGCAGCAGCAGCAGAAAUAAGAGGAAUGGAAAGAUUCAAUUUUUUACUUGUUAACAGAAAAAUAUCAAGCUAUAAAGCUACUCCUGCAGCUCCACAGCAAGCUACUUGCUAAUUCAAAGGAGGUUCUUGAUUUUGUACCAUAGUGAACAGAUGAAUAAAAAAAAGAACAGGUCAGACGUGGGUACAGACUCUCUCAAUUAACAAGAAAAAAUUAAGCAAACAAACUAGCAAUGAACAGCCUAAGCAUCAAAAAACAUAAACAGAAUAUGCAACUGUACCACCAAACCCAGUCAUUUUCUGCUUCUCUACUACGUAAGUAAAGUCUUCAGCAAGUACAUGAGAUAAAGCAGUAUAUUUUUUCAAUGCUGAAACUGGUAAUCUCGUAAAAAACAAAUUAAAGCUUUUGCAAAUCAGGCAGAUAAGAAUCACCUAAAGAGAGAAACGGGUACUCUCAGCUUCCUAGCUUUCCCAAUACUAACUCAGCAUCUCAGGCAUUGCCAGUUCUUGUGCUAUUUCCUAUACAUUUUCCAAAACGAGUAGAAACUCAUAUUCUUUCCCUACAGUUCAGAAACCUAACAUAUAGACUUCUUUAUGCCUUCUUAUACAAUAAUAAAAAAAUCUAUCUCUCUAAUACUUUCUGCUGUGCAUAAUGAUGAUUUCUGGCUUGCACACAGAUCACAGUGCAGAAAUCCCAAGGACAACCUGCAUGAGUAAGACAAUAUGUUGUAGCACAGCUACACACUGUUCCUUCUGUUGGCAAGAAGCUGGGGCUGGAAAAGCCUUAGAGUUCAGGGAGAGCACCAAAUCAGCUCUGCUAGACUGUUUCCAGACUCAGGAAUACAGAAAGCUGAGGUCCUACUGCAUGACAGCCUCCAGUAUUCUCACAUCCAAUUGUAGCUAAGGUAGAGGUAAAUAACUACAGACAACCUUAGAACUGCUCUUGGCUUUGCCCUCAGAAGUCGCUCCCACGUUGAGCCUGUUCAGUCGCUUCAAGUGGUUAAGGCUUGAACUUGAAGGCACAAGUUGUGUGAAGCUUUUUUCUUCCUCACUAUAAGUAAAGAGGGGGAAGAAAAAAACAACCAACAAAGAGUUUAUCACAAGCACGUUGUUUAAAAAUGCAGGCAGAUGUGCUUACCAUAAAACUAGACACGUAAGUUGCUCCAAAAGAAAUGCCUCCUAUUUAUUUCUAUGGAAACUACAACAGCUACAGUGAACAUAACAUUGUUUGAUAGAAUAAAUUCUCAGCUACAAAACACUAUUUUGUGACAUAGUCCCUAAUGUUAGCUAGGCACGUCUCCAUAAACAUUCAGCACUCACUGAUGAAUGUCAGUGGGUGCCAUUUUUUCUGCAUGGAGGAAUUCACUGACA
This is a messenger RNA of Phasianus colchicus (ring-necked pheasant), 11806 nucleotides long. It is a transcript of the gene KCTD4, whose product is annotated as potassium channel tetramerization domain containing 4. Gene Ontology annotation, molecular function: protein binding. NCBI's taxonomy places the organism in Eukaryota, Metazoa, Chordata, Aves, Galliformes, Phasianidae. The record is from RefSeq and is a predicted model, not a curated record. Gene Ontology annotation, biological process: protein homooligomerization.